CACUCACUCACUCACACACACAGGGAGAGAGGGAGAGGGAGGAGGAAAGAAGGUGGAAAGCACUUGGACCGUUCUCCGCACCUCUCGUUUAAAAAGCCGCCACACAGUCACCCAAAUAACUUAACAAGAGGAGGGUUUUUUUCCCCCCUUUUCUCUCUCUCCCCCCACCCCUCACCCUCUCUCCCCCCUCUCUCACCCUCAACCGGGGGAGAGAAUGGCGAAUCCUCCCAAUGUGACCGCGGGGUUAACAGCGGGAGGUGGAGGCGAUGGUGGACACCUCUCCUCCUCCUCCUCCUCCGUCGUCGUCGGCGGCGGCGGGAGCGGCGGGAGCGGCCACAACAACAACAACAACAACAACGUGAAGAAGUGCGGGUCGCUGAAGAAGCAGAGACACGGCCACAAGAGGUUCUUCGUGCUGCGGGAGGCGAGCGAGGGCGGCCCGGCCCGGCUCGAGUACUACGAGAGCGAGAAGAAGUGGCGGAACCGGUCGGCGGCCAAGCGGGUGAUCGCGCUGGACUCGUGCCUGAACAUCCACAAGCGGGUGGACGCCAAGAACAAGUACCUGAUCGCCCUCUACACCCGGGACGAGUAUUUCGCGGUGGCCGCCGACGACGAGCGCGAGCAGGACAGUUGGUACCGGGCGCUGACCGAGCUGGCGGGGGAGGGCCAGGUCGCGCUGUCCGCCCCCUCCCCGGGCUCGGCCGCUCCGCCUCAGGGCGGCGGCGGCGGCGACGGCGACGCCAACUACGGGCUGGUCUGCCCCGCGGCGGCCGCGUACAGGGAGGUGUGGCAGGUCCACCUGAAGCCCAAGGGGCUGGGCCAGGCCCGGAACCUGACCGGGGUCUACCGGCUGUGCCUGUCGUGCAGGAGCAUCAGCUUCGUGAAGCUGAACGCCGAGGCGCACUCGGUCUGUCUGCAGCUCAUGAACAUCCGGCGGUGCGGCCACUCGGAGAACUUCUUCUUCAUCGAGGUGGGCCGGUCGGCGGCCACCGGCCCCGGGGAGCUGUGGAUGCAGGUGGACGACUCGGUGGUGGCGCAGAACAUCCACGAGACCAUCCUGGAGGCCAUGCGGGCCAUGAAGGAGUCGCCCGAGUUCCGGCCGAGGAGCAAGAGCCAGUCGUCCGGCUCCAACCCCAUCACCGUCCCGGUCCGGCGGCACCUGAACAACUUGCCGCCCAGCCAGACCGGCCUCCAGAGGAGAUCCCGGACCGACAGCCUCGCCGCCGCCGCCGCCUCCUCCUCCUCCUCCUCCCCGGCCGCCAAGAUGACCUCCUGCCGGUUGAGAACGGCGAGCGAAGGCGACAGCACCAUGAGCAGACCGGAGCCGCCGACCGGCAGCCCCCUCAGCCCCGCUCCCGGGAGGACCGCCUUCGGCCGCUCCAACACGCUGUCCAGGAACUCCAGGAUGAUCCAACACAUCUCCCUUCAGCACAGCAGGUCCAUGUCCAUGCCGGUGCCCCGCUCCCCCCCGCCCGCCACCAGCCCGGUGAGCCUGUCCUCGAGCAGCGGCCACGGCUCUGCCUCCGACACCGUACCUCCUCGGCCGUCCAGCGGCAGCGCGUCGGUUUCAGGCUCUCCGAGUGACGGCGGAUUCAUUUCCUUUGAUGAGUGUGGAUCGAGCCCCGGAGACCUCAGGCAGUCGGUGGGGAACAGAAGUAACACCCCGGAGUCCCUCCUCACCGAUACGCCACCUGUCCGAGAGGGGAACGAAUUGGACGGUUACAUGGCGAUGGAAAGACACCCGAGUGGCCAGAGCAGCCGGACUUGCCAUCAGGCUGCCCGGGGCGAGAGCACGGGUUUGGAGAAGGCUUACAGAAAGAGAACUUGUUCUCUGACAACCCCGUCCAGACAGCGAGCCGCUUCGCAGGUUUCUUCGGUUUCGUUAGACGAGUACACGUUAAUGAAAGCCGCCUGCAUGGGGAACUCAGGGUACCUAUUUUACGCCGCCUCUCCCAAAGUAGCCAACAAUCCGUAUCCGGAGGAUUAUUGUGAUAUCGAAAUUGGGUCUCAGAAGAGCUCUGGAUGCAGUAACCUGGGUGACGAUGGUUAUAUGCCAAUGACUCCUGGAGUAGCACGUACACCUACUAAAAGUGAUGAUUAUAUGCCGAUGAGUCCCAAAAGUGUUUCUGCACCGAAACAGAUCAUUAAUCCACGGUCCCAUCCCCAAGUGAACGAAAAUGGGUACAAGAACAUUUCUCCUGGUGGGAGCUGCUCACCAGAAGCAAAUGGAUACAUGAGAAUGUGGUACAAAUCAAAGCUAUCGGCAGAGAGUUCUGAUGGAAAGUUCACUAAUGCUGAAUAUAUGAACAUGUCUCCUGUUGAUCGCUGUGCAUCAGUUACUCCUCCAGACUACUUCUUCAAUCCUGUAAGUGAUGAAUUUCCGAAGCACAGUUACUCAUUCCAUUCAUUGCCACGAUCCUAUAAAGCUCAGCAGCAGAAGAAUGGAGAAAACGAGCAGUAUGUCUUGAUGAAUUCGCCAGCUGGAGUGAUCAUUGAAGAACCAACAUUUAGUGUUACAUCUAAUAAAUCCAGUCUUAUUGGUCAUACUGUGAUCUCACCAGUGAGGCAAAGCAGGAUUGAGAGUUUUGUGCAUAGAGGAAGAGCUAUGAGACCUACUAAGCUGUCACUGGACAUGCUAAGAGCUAACACGUUGCCAAGUACAAAUGAACACCCUUUGCCACCUGAACCAAAAAGCCCAGGAGAAUAUAUUAAUAUAGAUUUCAGUGGUAAAACUCUGUAUUCACCAGCUUCUGUGUCUGACGGAAGUUCUUUAUCUUCAUUGGACUCUGGUAAUGCUCAAAGAAGGUGUCCUUUAUCUGAUUAUAUGAACAUUGACCUUAAUGCACAGACACCAAAGAGUGGAAUUGUCUCUGUCAGUUCUUUUGAUGCUGUUGUUGCAUCGCCUAUGUCCUGCUCCAGUAGAAGUCAACCAAAUGAUAUUUACCUGAAAACCCAAGUUGGGACAGCAUGCUUCUCAAAUCCUUUAAAAGAUGGAUCCGAUUAUACUGAAAUGACAUUUGGAAUAGCCACCACACCUCUACAGCAAGUUUCACCAAAAACAGAAAGUACCCAAUUGGCCAGUCCUACCACAGGCGUGAAACGACUCUCGUUGAUUGAUCAGAUGCCUGGGGUGGAGGUAUUCAUGCUCCCAAGCCCUCCACCUGACCCAAAUCGGGGUGCAAAGGUAAUUCGUGCUGACCCUCAAGGAAGAAGGCGACAUAGUUCAGAGACAUUUUCAUCUACAACCACGGUCACACCUGUUUCACCUUCAUUUGCUCAUGAUCCCAAGAGGCACAGUUCUGCUUCAUUUGAAAAUGUUUCCCUCAGAAAAAGUGAAGAAACUGAAGAGGAACAAGGGAGCCCAAUGUGUCGCAAGACAUCUACGGGUUUCCAGAAUGGACUGAAUUACAUUGCCUUAGAUUUGAUGGAUGACGAUUUGGCACGGUGUGAGAAAAUAAGACCUCGGUCAACUCUUCCACCUACAGGAAGUAUUAAUGGUGUAGAUGGUAGCACCUAUGCCAGCAUAGACUUUAUGUCGAAGAAUUUAAACCGAGCUGUCACUGUUGCUGCUGCUGAAGACUGACAAAACCUUCUGCAUCUCUGCUGGAAUCUCACACAAGUGAUGCUGCUCAGCAAAUACCUUCGUGCAUAGCUGCUUGAAGUUUACCUUUUUCUCUCUUAUGAAUGGGUAACCAAUAAUGCCUCAGACAGUCCUAGCACUGCAACACACACCUAUAGCUACAGGGAUGAGGAAGCCUUCUGCCUCAGAUUUCUAUUAUGAACAUCCACCACCCUCUUCCUCUGUAGACAAGAGUGCACUGAAGCAGUACUUAUUUAGCAGUAUAUUAACUGUUGCCAGUCAGGCCUUCCCUUAGAUGACACAGUCAAUAACUUUUCUUAACUUUCCCAGUUUGGUAAUAUCAUGAGUAAAUUACCUUCUGGUUUGAUGAAUGAAAUUAAUUUAAAAGAGGAAUUACAUUUAACCCAAGAAACUGAUUGAGUUACUGUAACAUUACUGACAUGGUAUAAAUCCUACCUCGUUUAAAUAGUGAAGUUGGCUUUUUAUGGGAAGAAUAGCACAGAAAGAACUUAGCUUUAUCGCUGCUGCACUCCCCGGAAAAACAACCCUGGGCCUUACUGAGUUUAUCUCCUGGAAAGUACUGUACCUGUGUGAUGAUCCGGAAGUUUGGCUUGCCAUGUUCAUUAAGGAUGCCAUGUUGAAUAGGCUUGAGUCAGAUGGAAAAUGGUACGACAAAUAGGAAGAAAGUGCAAUUUUCAGGUCACUGGACAUUGGUAAGCACAUGGAAAAUCGAUUGUGAUGCAGGCAAAUGCUCUCACUUAAAUAAGGAAUGGUACUCUUCAAUUAUUCAUUGUAAGGAGAGAAAAUGGGAACUUACUAAUAUGGACAAUAAGUAAUAAGCUUCUACAAAUAUCUUGGGCUGAGUCAGAAUGUAAAUAUAAAAUGCAAUUGAAUGCAAACUAUUGUAACAUGUAAAGCUUAUUUAAAAAUUGAAGUUGAAUUUCUUGACCACAGGGGAGUCGGGAACUUUUUUUUACAGUUUUUAAAGUUUCUUAUGAUGCUGGACCUAGAACUGGUACUGUUCAGUACUGCUUUGAUGUAUGUGUUCUGUAAGAUCUUCUUGCUGACCUAUGUAUUAAUGGUAGAACAGUUAAUGGAAGCACUAGGAAAGUGAAUGUAGAUGUAUUGAUUUGCUGCAAAUCAACAAUUUCACAACAAAACUUUACCUGUGUUUAACCAGAGGUCAAUCCCUUUGUAAAGCCUGAUUGGAUGUGUGUGUAUAUAUGCUGUGUGUAAAAAAAAAUCUGUAUUGUGGGCUUUGCUUUUAUUUGCAUUAGAGAAAAAAAACUGAGAAAUCUUGGUACAGUACAGUGGCUGGAUCUGCAUUAAAAGCUGCUUAAUAACCAUGGCACUGAAAAUAAAUGCUGACUUCAAACUUCA
Molecule: messenger RNA, 4960 nt
Organism: Callorhinchus milii (elephant shark)
Lineage: Eukaryota; Metazoa; Chordata; Chondrichthyes; Chimaeriformes; Callorhinchidae
Gene: irs2b
Product: insulin receptor substrate 2b
Exons: 2
Coding region: 215-3583 (1122 amino acids)
Biological process (GO): insulin receptor signaling pathway
Cellular component (GO): cytosol; plasma membrane
Molecular function (GO): phosphatidylinositol 3-kinase binding; insulin receptor binding
Source: RefSeq, a predicted model, not a curated record